Molecule: messenger RNA, 955 nt
Organism: Podarcis muralis (Common wall lizard)
Lineage: Eukaryota; Metazoa; Chordata; Lepidosauria; Squamata; Lacertidae
Source: RefSeq, a predicted model, not a curated record
UUGUCAUUCUCUUUCUAAUAUUUCUUGUCAUUCAUUAUCUGUUUUUUAAUCCUUGUUGUUCUUUCAGAAAAGGGAUCAUUUUGCAGAAAUGGACCUGGAUUCCUGUGAGGCAGAGAGGCCUCCGUUGGACACCAGAGAGAGGCCACUGGGAGACAGAAUGAUGCUGGCAGGACCUUCUGAUCCACUUUUUCAUGGGAGCAGAAGGGAAGCAGUGGCUGUGGAACCAGAUCAGGGUCCAGUGUGCUUUGAUGAUGUUGCCAUUCAUUUCACGGAUGAGGAGUGGGAGUUGCUGGAUCUUGACCAGAGAGCUCUGCAUAAAGAAGUCAUGGAGGAGAAUCGUGGGAUCAUGGCCUCUCUUGGCCUGGUUCUCCUUCUGAUCUAUGGUCUCCCAAAUCUUUCCUGUACCUUCUCCAGAAUUUUUCGGCAUCUGAUUUGUCCCUACAUCUGUGAUUCUUCUCUUUGUAAGAGAAUGAAAUCCCCUGUGGGAAUUCCCAUCUGUAGGGAAUUGUUGUUUCCCAAAGCAUUUGUAAAGAAUUUAUAAUUGGUUCUCUUCUUCAGCCGUCUCAGUGGUAUUUCUUUCAAUAUGAUAAUGUUCUGUUCCUCAAUACAUAAUCUUCUUUUGAAUUUCAAUUGUAAUAUUCUGUCUUUAAUUCCUCUUGAGUUGAAUGUUGUCAAACAGUCUCCUGGCAGAUUUUUUGCUUUUGAGAAACUUGAUUGAAUUCUGAAGACUUUUUCAAUUGUACAAUUAACAACUUCUUGUAAUUCUAGCCAAUUUGGCAGUUCUUUUACCAUUUUAUCUCUUUGUGUCUUCCUCUGCCAUUUCUGAAAUCCCUCUAAAUCUCAAACCCUAAAAUAUGCAGAGGAAAGGAUAAAUAUGGAACCGGGGGGGGGAGUCCAUGGGUUUGAGAGAAUGCUAUAUAUCUUACUAUUUAUAUUUGAUUGUCUAUGUAAAAAU